Messenger RNA from Megachile rotundata (alfalfa leafcutting bee), 2648 nucleotides. RefSeq names its product RNA polymerase I and III subunit C (gene Polr1C). Gene Ontology annotation, cellular component: RNA polymerase III complex; RNA polymerase I complex. NCBI's taxonomy places the organism in Eukaryota, Metazoa, Arthropoda, Insecta, Hymenoptera, Megachilidae. Gene Ontology annotation, biological process: DNA-templated transcription. The record is from RefSeq and is a predicted model, not a curated record. Gene Ontology annotation, molecular function: protein dimerization activity; DNA binding.
AUAUUAAUUACGUAUUAUGAAAAUAAAAAUCGAAAUAGUGAGGCAGGUUAUGACUGUUCAUGUGUUGUGUACAAAUGAAUUCCCCUUCCAAAGAGACGUUUCUUCGCAGUAAAGAAUGAGUGUGUCAUCAGAAUGAAUUGUGUCGUUGACGACAGUUCUGUAUCGGCUAUGGCCACGAAAGAAUAAAAUAAAGAAGUAAAAUAUUUUAAACGUGCUCACUUCGCAAUAAUUGAUAGAAAAGUGAAUGAAGAGCAAGAUGUAACCGAGUGUCAUAUAUGAUUUUCAAACUUUGUCGUAGAUUGGUGCUCCAUAAAGAUUGCUCUUUAUUUUUUACUAUUAUUUUUAUGAUAUCACUUCGUUAACUUAUUAGUGUGUUAAUUUCAUUAUUUGUUCGUUAUAAUUUCCUAUUCGUUCAAAAGGAAAUAAUUAUAUAUCAUAGAAAAGAUCGGGAAAAUUGUUAAAAAAACAUAAAACAUAACUAAUUUAUUAUAUAUUAUUUCUGGAAUUAAUAUUUUGUGUUUGCACAUAAUACAUUUGAAAAUAGAAUAUCAUGAUACGAUUGCUAUCAUCUAUUAGUUUUGAUGCAAACUGUUUUUUAAUGGUGGGCCCUUUUAGCGGUACCCUCUGGGGUGCCAUAUGUAUGUACGUAUAGCCAGACCUGAACCCAGUCAGCACCAAGCAGCGCGAUAUCCCAGCGGCCAUGUUGUUAUUCAAACGACUCGGAUGUAUUGAAUUCUCCCAACCAAAACUUUUCUGCGAAGAAGUAAUAUUUCGACAGGAUUUCUUUUGCAUAGUAUUCCCAGAAGUUUAAUCUAGGUCGGUACGGAGGCCGUUUUUGUAAAAGUGGGACGCGAAAAAUUUUCUUCUAUAAGAAAUGUUAGUUUUCAGUUCAUAAAAUUGUUUUGGACGAAAUUGCAAAAUCGGCCUCCGUACCGACCUAGAUUAAACUUCUGAGAGUAGUAUGCAAAAGAAAUUUUGUCGAAAUAUUACUUCUUCGCAGAGGAGUUUUGGUUGGGAGAAUGUGUGUUUUGUCGUAGCAUCCUAUUUACCGUCCUUGUCUCUCCUAACCAAAAACACAGUUAGUAGACAGAGAACAUUCGACGAACUUCACACCGCUCGAUCUAGUGAAUUUCAUUACGCUUAAAAAAGUUUUGAAUACAAUACUUCGAACUUAUUUUCAAUAUGUUUUUUACUAUCAACAAAACAUAAUAAUGGUCUAGUUUAAGAACUGUAUAAAAAAUAUGUUUUUUUUCAAUUCCAAAAUCGGGUUUUGUAUGGCUCCAAAGUAUUGUAUGAAGAAUAUCUCUGAAAAAAUCGGAACUAGAAUCCCAAUAUCUACUGUCGCCUUUUCUGUCUAAAACAAUUCAAGAUAAACAAGAUCGCUAGAACUUCCCAUUUCGUCGUCAUAAACUUUCAUUAGAUCUGACACAAAUGCUAGGUAGAAAUGAACUUACUGAAGUUAGUCGAGUUAUGCAAAACUAACCAUGUUCCCGUAUGUUUUCUUAUUGAACGAAUCAUAAUUGUAACACGUGCUUUUUUGCGGCAAGUGUAAAUCAGUAAGUGUAACUUUAGUUUAACAAUAAGUGUCUCAUUAUGGAAGAAAACAGGAAAUCUCGAGUUAUGCUUGAAGAAUAUGGUAUACCUAAUGCUUCUGAGUAUACCAAUUAUCAGUCACAAGACUGGAAUUUACAUAAUUUCAAAAAGGAAUUUAAAAUACAGGUUGUCAGAGAAUCUGAAGAUGAAAGGGAAUUGGAGUUUGAUUUAAUUGGUUAUCCGGUUGGUUUAGCCAAUGCUUUUCGUAGAGUACUUUUGAGUGAAGUACCAAGUAUGGCUAUAGAAAAAGUUUAUAUUGUAAAUAAUACAAGCUUACUUCAGGAUGAAGUUCUUGCACAUAGAUUGGGUCUAAUACCACUUCAAGCUGACCCGAGGUUAUUUGACUAUCCUUCAUCCACUGCUAAGGAUGAAGAUGAAGUUAGUGAUCAAGAUACACUGAGAUACGAACUCAAAGUAACAUGCACCUGGAACCCUCAAGCUCCCAAAGAUUCUCGAAGAAUAACUGAUAUGUAUAGGAACAGUAAUGUGUAUAGUAAAGAUAUCAAAUGGGUUCCAAUUGGGCGACAAGCAGAACUUUAUCCAAGAGGAACAGAGCAAUUGGGGGUUUUAGAAAAUGAUAUUUUAAUAUGUAAAAUGAGGCCAGGUCAAGAAAUUCAUGCUUUUAUGCAUGCAAUUAAAGGAAUUGGAAAAGAUCAUGCUAAAUUUUCUCCUGUAGCUACAGCAUCAUAUAGAUUAUUACCAGAUAUACAGUUAAUAAAGCCAGUUAGAGGAGAAAUGGCCGAUCGUUUAAAAAAUUGCUUCAGUAUUGGUGUUAUAGAAGUAAUUGAAAAUAAACCAGGUGAUCCAGAUUCCCGUGAAGCAAGGGUGAAAAACCCUCGUUAUGAUAGUUGUUCUAGAAAUGUAUUUCAACAUGAAGAUCUUAAAGGAUGUGUACAACUAAGUAGAGUACGAAAUCAUAUUAUUUUUACCAUUGAAUCUGUAGGAACAUUACCACCAGCCAUAUUAUUUACAGAAGGAGUUAAAAUUCUUAAAGGAAAAUGUAAAACAUUUUUAGAAGAACUUGAAAACUUUGGAUGUAAUUAAAAAUAUUUAAA